AUGGCAAAUAUCUCAGUAGGCCAACCUUCCACCCCACAGCUAGUUGUGAUGGACACUGCCAGCGAAAUCUUCUGGAUUAUGUGCAACCCUUGCACGAAUUGUGAUCAACAUUUAGGUCAACUUUUUGGCCCUUCAAAGUCUUCCACCUACAUCCAAUUAUGCAGGACACCUUGCGGCUUUCGAGGCUGCAAUUGCCACCCCUUGGAUAGGUCACCGUUCAUUAUCACUUACGCAGACAAUUCGUCUGCAUCAGGAACCCUUGGCUAUGAAACGCUAGUCUUUGAGACAUCUGACGAAGGUUCCAUUCAAAUACCAAACAUAGAAUUCGGGUGUGGCCGCGACAUUGUGUACAAUAAUGAUCCAGGGUAUAAUGGAAUACUAGGACUAAACAAUGCACCUAUGUCUUUGGCAUCACAAAUAGGCCAUAAAUUCUCUUACUGCAUAGGAAGCCUAGCUGACAAAAGUAGUAAUUACAACCAACUGAUCCUAGGCGAAGGAGCAGAUCUUGAAGGCUAUCCAACCCAUUUUCAAGCUCUUCGUGGCAUGUAUUACAUCACCAUGGAAGGCAUAAGUGUAGGAGAAAGGAGGCUUGACAUUCCUCCUGCAACUUUUGAGAUGAAAGAGAAUGACGCGGGUGGUGUCAUCAUUGACACAGGGUCUACGCUCACCUACCUACCUGAUGAUGUGCAAAUUUACUAUACAAGGAAAGAUUUAGUUGGAUUUCCAGUGGUUACCUUCCAUUUUGCUCAAGGUGCAGAUUUGGCUUUGGACACUGGAAGCUUCUUUGAACAGCUCACAGACAGCGUAUUCUGCAUGGCUAUAGGUCCAGUCAGUGCGACUGGCGUCGACAACCGAUCUUCUGUUAUCGGCUUAUUGGCUCAGCAGGGUUACAAUGUUGGAUAUGACCUUGUUAACCAGAUUGUUUACUUUCAAAGAAUUCAUUGUCAACUGCUUAGUGGCUGA
Arachis stenosperma is the source of this 963-nucleotide messenger RNA. Its product is annotated as aspartic proteinase nepenthesin-2-like. Gene Ontology annotation, biological process: proteolysis. The transcript is spliced from 2 exons. NCBI's taxonomy places the organism in Eukaryota, Viridiplantae, Streptophyta, Magnoliopsida, Fabales, Fabaceae. Bases 1 to 963 code for a protein of 320 amino acids. The record is from RefSeq and is a predicted model, not a curated record. Gene Ontology annotation, molecular function: aspartic-type endopeptidase activity. Gene Ontology annotation, cellular component: extracellular region.